UGUGCUUGCGCGCGAUCGGGGAGGUCUCCUCCUCCUUCCCUCCCCUUUGGCGAACGGCGGCGGCUGUGGAGGCCGCCCGGCGACGCGAAGGCGCCUCCAAUCAAUCUUUCCUCCGUGCCCUAGAGCCGCCGCCGCCGUUCCCGAGUCCGCCUCCUCCAUCCUUCUACCUCAUCGCGUCCCCGCCGUCUCCGCAAUGGAGGAGGUGCCGAAACGGGAGCAGAACCUGGUGAAGGUGGGGAUGGACACCUGGAACCAGUCGUUCGGUGCACCCAGCAAGACCAGGUUAGUCCAUAUCCUCAAGAAUCUCCACACCGCGGAGGUCAAAAUCUACUCGGACGCGUCGAGGGAGUUCAUCCAGCUAUUGGGCGGCGAUUCUGGUGGCGAGGUGCUCCGGGACUAUGUCCAGCAGUCCCCGCGGCUCGUGGAGCUGAUGGAGGCAUGGCGGCUGCACCGGGAGAAGCCAGGGAUGGCCUACAUGCUCUCCCUGUUUGCCACUGUCCUGGGCAACCCCGGUGGCAAGUCGCGGCAGCAUGCCUUUUCUAAGAAGUGCUUGGACGCCGUUGCUAGGACGAUACUGGAGGAUAAGGACAAGGUGGGGGAUGUGCACCGUGAACUCAACAGCGGCGAGUUCCGGCGCCAGAAUGCCGCACUGGAUUUGCUUGCUGCCAUUGUCAGGCGUGGUGGGGGGUUGGCGUCAGAGGUUGCCGAGAGCUUUGAUUUCAAGAUGGCUCUUGUCACGCAACUAGCAGGGAUACAGAAGAAGAGAGGGGGCAGGGAUGGGAGGAAUCAGAAGAAAAAAGGUGCUAAUUUUGGCUCUACAAGGCGAUCACUUGUUGGGUUUGCCAUGUCGUUCCUUGAGGUUGGGAACCCCAAGCUGCUAAGAUGGGUCCUUCAACAGAGGGAGCUUUACUCAGGGGUGCUACGCGGGAUUGGAGAAGAUGAUGCUGAGACCGUUGUGUAUGUCCUCUCAACACUGCGGGAUAAUGUUUUGGUAGAGGAGUCGCUUGUCCCACCAGGGCUCCGCAGUGUCCUUUUUGGAAGUGCCACAUUGGAACAGCUGAGCUUGAUAUCGGGGAAUUUGGAUCCAGGUGAAGCAGCUGACCUUGCUCAUCAAGUGCUUGUCAUGGUCUGCACUGAUCCAAAAAAUGGAUUAAUGCCAUCCUCACAUUUGAGAGGUAACGAGAAACACUUGCUGGAUCUGAUGAAGAAGUUGCAUUCUACUGAGAGCAUUCACCACAAGAAUCUGUUGCUGGCUAUUGUGAGUAAGAGACUUUCUUUUUGCGCGGCAUACAUGAAUGAGUUCCCUUACAAUGUUGAACCACGGCCAUCCCCCUCUUGGUUUGCUGCCAUCUCCCUAGCAGCGGAUAUAAUAUCUUCAGCACAAACUGAUAGCAUAUUUCAUAGUUUCCUGUCACAUGAUCUGGUAUCCGUCGAUGAUGAACAAGUACAGGUAGUUCUGAAGUGCAUCGUGCCCCAUGUAUGCUCUCGAGCAGUGAUAAAUAGGGGAUUGCAGCAUUCUAAUGAUCUUGUGAAGCAUGGUUCUCUGAGGCUUGUUUUUGAGUCAGUGAACCUACUGUGCUAUGUUACUGAAGCAAUCAAUGGCGUGGUAUCAAGUGUGGGAUCGACAUCAGAAUUCAGUAGCUCAACUAAAGGGAAAAUCAGAAUGAACAGUUUCCCUGGAUUAAGUUGUUCCACUGCAACAGAUGCAUUCUUGGUAGAUAAACUUAACCAGGGAGACCAAAUGCGUGUCAAGAGGUGGAUAUCUCUGAGAGAAUACAUUCAAGAUGAAGUGCGCGGAGCUAUUCCUGAUCCACAGGUCCUUCUGAAGUUACUUUCUUCUGCCAGUCAGAAACACCAAAAUUGUUCUCAGAGUAGACUUGAGAGACGUGCUCAGGUUUCUGAGCCUCAAAAGAAACAGAGGUGUAAUGCUAACGAUGAUAUUAUUAUUGGUGGAAUUGAUGUUGAGUGGGCCAAAAAUGUAUCUGAAGAGCAAGACCAAGACUUGGCAAGCGAUCCUGCUACCACUCUGUUGAGAUAUGGGGCUUAGAUAGGCAAGAUGUGGAGAUGAAAGGUGCAGAAGUGGUAGACAGUGUUUUCCACUCGAAGUUGCUUGAUGUUCUCCGGCUCUAUUUGAGGGUAAUGCCCAGCUCAUUUGAUGGAUCAUUUGACUUCUUUAGGGUUAUACCACCUAAUCCGUUGGAUCUAUCCAAGGAUGAGCAGCACUCCUUAUUGUCACUUUUAGUUGAGUAUUCAGGGCAACACGAGGGACAUUGGGACCCAGAGAGAGUUCCAGAAUCAAUGCACAAGCAUUUGCAACCACUGAUUGACAUCAUGUUGCACUCACCAGUUAAGAUCAUCCGUGAGCGUACAUUUUAGUUAAAGCUGCUCUAACAAGUUCUGGUGCG
Molecule: messenger RNA, 2405 nt
Organism: Triticum aestivum (bread wheat)
Lineage: Eukaryota; Viridiplantae; Streptophyta; Magnoliopsida; Poales; Poaceae
Exons: 3
Coding region: 194-2047 (617 amino acids)
Biological process (GO): maturation of LSU-rRNA from tricistronic rRNA transcript (SSU-rRNA, 5.8S rRNA, LSU-rRNA); maturation of 5.8S rRNA from tricistronic rRNA transcript (SSU-rRNA, 5.8S rRNA, LSU-rRNA)
Cellular component (GO): nucleolus
Source: RefSeq, a predicted model, not a curated record